AUGGCACAAAUACCAACUGUAGAAUAUGAAACAACUAUUUUUACAUUAAAACCAGAUAAUAUCGGUCCAAAUAAAGCAACAUUAUUACAUGCUCGAACGACAAAUACUAAUUGUCAUUUAUACAAAGCAAUUCUUUAUCUACAUGGAUAUAUAGAUUAUUAUUUUCAUGAUCAUAUUUGUAUACAUUUCUUAGAACACGAUUAUGAUUUUUAUGCUCUUGAUAUGCGUAAAUGUGGUCGAUCAAUAAUUUCACCUGAACAUGAUGAAUAUAAACAUUAUUGUAAUGAUCUUAAUGAAUAUGAUGAAGAAAUUACACUUGCAAUUGAAUAUAUAAUUAAUGAAGCAAAGAAUAAAACAAGAAGAAUACUACUUUUUGGACAUUCAACUGGAGGUCUUAUUGCUAUUCGAUAUGCAUGUUCUGGUACAAAACAUACUGAUAUUGAUGGUAUUAUUCUUAAUAGUCCAUAUUUAGCUACAAUAGAAUCAACUUUAAUUGAAUCAAUACUUAUGCGUAUUCUUAUAAAAUUUCUUAAAUUUCAAGAUGUCGAUGGUGGUUGGUAUGGUCGAUCAUUACAUAUAUCAAAUAGAGGUGAAUGGAAUUUUGAUUUAAAUAAAAAACCAAUAGAUAAAAUUCGAUUACAUGGUUCAUUUUUUCUUGCUGUACAUCGAGUUCAACAAGAUUUAAAGAAAAAACGAAUUACAAUACAAUGUCCAGUUUUAUUAAUGUGUUCAAAUCGUUCGAUGAGAGCAAACAAACAAUGGCGUAAUGAAUAUGCAGAAGUUGAUCUUAUACUUAAUGUAAAAGCUAUGCGACGUGUUGCUUCUAUGAUGGGUUCACAAGUAACAAUUCAUGAAAUUGAAAAUGCUAAACAUGAUAUUUUCUUAUCGAAAGAAUCUGUUCGAGAAAAAGCAUUUGAUUUAAUGUUCGAAUGGAUUCAACAUCUUGAAGAAGAUUGGAUAACAAUAACAAAAUUGUAA
Messenger RNA from Rotaria sordida, 978 nucleotides. The record is from the annotation of a GenBank genome assembly. NCBI's taxonomy places the organism in Eukaryota, Metazoa, Rotifera, Eurotatoria, Philodinida, Philodinidae.